UUAAUAUUAAAAUCUUAUGAUAAUAUCUACACAAUAUCUACACAAACAGAAUACAGAUGCAUAAGAACAAUACUGGAAUUACGGUUAUAAGUUAUAUAUAUAUAUAUAUAUAUAUAUAUAUCUAGUUAGAAUGUUUUGGUGGUAUGUCUGUCUGCAUAUGUGUUUGUUGUGCAAAUUUAUUGGAAAACUGGUUUUUCGUUUAACUUUUUUUUUUCCUCAUUUCUUUUUUUUUUAUUUUCAAACUCUUGUUCAACUUAAUCGAUGUUAUUUUGUUAUGAAUGCCAUUUGGCUGACUUCAUGACGUUCCUUCCUUGUACUGGUUUUCUAAUAACAAACAAGAACACCAACAACAACAACAACAACAACAACAACAACACCAAUAACAACAAAAGAAGUUCAUAUACGAAUCAAUAAAUACCGGAAGUCAUAUUUUAUUCCAUCGCUGUUAACUAUAAUGGCGCUACGUUUACGUCGCGAUGUUCAGAAAGCAUCGUAUUAUGUUUGGUUUCUGGGAGCUGAAGAGGCCAAAGGUCUGCGGGGGCAAAGAGUUAUCAAUUCGGUACUGCCUUACCUUGUGGAUAGAUCACGUGCUCAAGAACCGAUAAAAGUCACGCUGCAAGUGUCUCACAAAGGCAUAAAGAUAAUACAGGGCUCAUCGAAACAUUUUGUACCACACAGUGCCAUAACCAGUUCCAUGCAAACAGAUGAUAUUGUAGCUUGUGUUUUACUUUUAUACAAUCCCGCUACCAAAUGUCCGCUACAUGUGCAUGCCUAUCGUUGCGACUCUGAAACUACAGCCGAAGCUUUACAUCAACAAUUACAAAUUCUAAUUAAUCGUCCGGAAAAUCAAAAACGUUUCGAAGAACUGGAAUCCCGAUUAGGUAUUAUGCCCCACAUGACUUCGUCGUCAUUACCUGGUAAUAAAACGGGAAAUCAUAUCGACAAUGAACAUAAUCAAACGCGUGAACUAGUUUCACGCGACUUUCAUUCACAAAAACAUCAAUACAACCGGCGUCAGCAUGAAUUAUCGCCGAAACGUUUCAACUCUUCAUUGGGCAGUGACACUGGUAACAGCACUCGUGAUUCGGAAUGUAGUGAAGAGAACAGCGUGAAUUCACCAGUUUCACAUUCGCCUCCUGCUUUGAAGCCGCUACCGAGUCAACAGCAAAAUAAUGAAUUGUUCGAUUCACUAGCCGCUGAAUUACGAGCCAAGCUUAACGGCAAUGGCCCGCCUUUGCUUUUGCCACCACGCGAUUAUGAUACGGUUCAUCGAUCCAAAGGAAACUUAACUGCCAUCGAAUUGCGUCGUUGCCGUAACACCCUAAUAGUUGGUAGCACACCACCGCUUCGAACGGCUGAUGUUUCACAGUCUCUUACGCUAAGCAAUGGUAAAAUUGUGUCAUCUAGAGGCUCCUCGGGUAUUGGAUCCGAUUUAGCUCCAAGUCCUGAACGUCAAGAAUUAAAUAGUUCUAGCGAUGACGAACAUUGGACAAACGAAGCCGAUAGCUCAGUAAUUGCUCUCAAGCCUUCUCAAAUAUCUUUAGAGCACUCGAGGCCAAUUAUAUCUCAUCAUGCGCAACUUAAUCGCAAGUCUACUAUACAGCCUGCCGAAGACAGUUAUUUACGCGAUCUGCCCUCUAAGCCCUAUUCGUCCCGUUCCAAUAACAGUCACGAUAAAGUCUUGCCAAACGAACGCGAAAAAAAAAAUAACCCAUCGUCCUCCAAUUUACGAGAGGAUGAAAUUAAACCGGUUAUUAAGCGGCCAGCUGAUUACGAUGUCAAAAUUAAUCGGAUUCUCCAAAGUGAGCAGAGACAAAUUCAUAAAAUCGACAAUAAUGACAACAAUGAUGUCAGAGAUCGCUACAGGCAUCAUGAAGUAAAUGAUACAAAUCGUGUCCUUAAAAAAAAUUUAUCUCUGGAUCGUGACUCAUCAAGUCACCGUUUUAAAGACCGAUCUCGUAAUAGCCUCAAUGAUUUUGAUGAAGCUGAUAUUCAAAAUAAUGGUGAUCACCAUCUCAGUCAUGCUAAAGAGAAUAGCAUGGCCGAAAAGCCAAAAUUCAUUGAAUAUGCACCAAACAAAAACAAGCCUCAUCAGGUGCUAAGUUAUGCCGCAGAAGAGACCCGCAGAUACGGAGGUAAACAUCGCUACGUCGAUCCUGCAGAUUUGCCCUUUGAACAGAACUCAGUGCAAAACAAUUGUGGUGGAAUUCAUAAGGGAACCCAUUCUCCCGAACGUUGCAAUAUAGCAAACCGAUGUGCAGAACGUCCAAGAGAACAUGCACGCGAUAUACGAGAUAUUGAACCAACUUGGCAUCACUCUAGGGAACGUGAGCCCGAAAAUUUUCCACGUAACAAAGAACGCAACCCUUAUCGCGAACCUGAAAGCAUACCCUAUAUAGAGAGUAUGGAAAAAAUGAUAAAAUCCUCGGCAAUACGCUACAAAGCAUUUGAAGUUGCACCCGUUAACGCUGAACCAGUCACUUUAACAAAAGAACCAUUGCAUUCUAAACUUAGUCAACGCAGCAGAACACUUUCUCAACACGAAGAAAAUCGCGAUUAUGCGUACAAUGCUGAAGAAUUUUCCCGAUCUUCCAGUAGUAGUAAAGGGCUAAAAGAUCGCUUCAAAGAGAACGCAAAAGAAAAGUUCCGUGCUGCUGAACGUACUGGAAGUCGACAUGUUCUAUCUGACGAUAAAGAUGAUUGCAGUUAUAAGACUGGUCGAAAGGGUACAAAUCAUCCCGAUGAAACAAGUGCUAGAAGAUUUAACGAUUGGGGCGAUGAGGAACGUAUAUACGAUUCGCCCCCUACACCUGAAAUACGAUCACGUUCACGUGUUCGAGAUCAAUGGAUGGAACACGUCGAUAAAAUAAGUCACCGUGAGAAAGACCGAAUGUCUUCUUCUAGGAUUGAUACCCGUAAUCGGGAGAGUUCCAGUAAACGUUCAGAGUCAAGAGAUUCACUCGAAAAUCGCGAUUACCACCAUCAUUCGCGAUACCGUGAAAAAACAAUAGACCAUUCUCGUGAACGCAUUCAACGGACCAAUUCACGUGAAUACAAUAGAAGAGAUUACUCCCCAGACAGUCGAUCCACUUCAGAUAGAAGUCACCUUCGGCAAGAUCAGGGCGGCGAAAAACGUAAGGAUGAUUUGUAUUCCACGCAAGAUGUUUCCUCACACAAUAAUAUUGGCAAAAAUAUACCCAACAUGCCAAAAGGUUAUAGGCACAGCUACGCGGAACCGGUAUUCCCAAGAUCUGCCGGUAGGGUUGGUUUAGCGGCAGUAAAUCCCUAUUAAAAGCAUCAUAAAAUGUACAUAAUGAGCGUAAUCCCGCUAUCUGAAUAUAUUUUCUGAUUAUAAAUCAAAGAGAUUCUCUAUAAGACGUGUUGAUAGUUGACGGAGUUGAUAAGCUCCCCAGUUUUAGUUUUAUAUUGUUAAAGCAAAAAAGUGGAAAUAAAAAUAUUAAUCUCCUGUGCCCUUAAAACAAA
Molecule: messenger RNA, 3483 nt
Organism: Glossina fuscipes
Lineage: Eukaryota; Metazoa; Arthropoda; Insecta; Diptera; Glossinidae
Exons: 5
Coding region: 455-3292 (945 amino acids)
Source: RefSeq, a predicted model, not a curated record